CAGGCGCAUGUCAGGUACUCAUGUAUAUUUCGUUCAAUUUCAUUCUGUUCGUGUUGUGCAUAAACUACUGUUUGAUCGUGUGUAUUACGAGUAAACGACGAUUGAAGUGCGUGACUUGACGGUCGAGACGAAGGGAGAGGACAAUAUGAGUGAGAUGACGAGUGCCGUUGAGACGCAGCAACAACAGCAACAAUACGUAGACGGUAGUUCGAAUGCGAAGCUUCAUUGCAAGGAUUGCGGUGUAAAAUUCGAGAGCGAGAAGAGUCUGGAGGUGCACCUACGUUAUCAACACGAAAAUUUGCUAAAUCAGUGGGCCAAUAAGACACAGCAGGAAGAGAGCAAUAAUAACCAUAGCAAGACUGGUAAUCAUAAUAGUCACGUGAGCCGAGACGUGCCGGCGGACACGAGUGAAGCAUCAUCGAUGUCGCCCUCUCAAGAUUCAACAUCCUCGCAACAAACACAACAACAGCAACAAUCACAACAAUCUCACACACAGCAACAGUCUACUAUACUUAUAUGUUCGCCAUACGAUCAUUUUCGAACUCCAAUGUAUAGCGACAGCAGCUACUUCAUGCAGAACGAUCAGACUUAUAUCUUGCCUCAUCACUUUUCGCCAUCACAGGAAGACGGCCAGAAUAACGGCAGUCGCGAUGGUGGUUUUCGCUAUCAUCCGUAUCAACAUCAGCAAUUGUAUCCCUCAGAUCGCACGACUUCUAACUCUACCAGCCCGCAAAGCCCGCCUUUUCAAUGCGACAAGUGCGGCGCCGUGUAUGAGGACACGAAUCAAUUGGGUGAGCACAUGAGAACGAAUCAUUUGGACUCGCCUACCGCGUAUCCAUCCGCGCCUCAGUAUCAGCAACUGGGCAAUAGUCCUCAGCAGCAGGGCCAGAUGCACCCGUCGCCGCCUCUCUCCAAUCAACCGCAACAAUCUGGUUACGAUUAUAACGGAGUACAGACGAUCAAGACCGAGAUGAAGCAGGAACAGCCUGAAGAGCAAGCUGAGAUCCUUGACUUGGAUUCUCAUAAGGUACACCGAGGAGGAUACGAAGAGGAGAUAAUGAGAUUGCAGCAGCAGCAGCAGCAGCAACAGCAGCAGCAGCAGCAGCAGCAGCAACAAGGACUUCAGAUGCAGAUGCAUCAUCAACAGGUGAUGCAACAACAGCAGUCGCAAAGAAUAGAGUCGCUUUCGGUAAGUUCUAUGUUGAACUGGCAAACUAAUAUGACUCAUGAUUAUGCUGGACACCCGUCAAUGGGUUCCAUAAACAAUCUUCCACCUAUCGCUGAUCAGGAUCAAUACAUGCGCGGUCAACAUAUGCCUGUGGAGCACGGGCAUCAGGGUUCAUCGAUACUCACAAGCACGCAACCAAUACCGAGCCAUCAAAUAUCAGCUGGAUUCGUGCAGCAAACACCGAAAGCGCCACCAUUGGCGAAUCAAUCUUGGAAAAGCAACGAGCCACGCCGUCCAAAGACAUACAAUUGCACUGCGUGCAACAAGUGGUUUACAAGUUCAGGGCAUCUGAAGAGACAUUAUAACACUACGCUCCACAAGAACGCUGUAAAGAAUGGAAAGGAACCUGAUCCAGCAACUCUACCGGUUACCAGUCAUCAUCAUCCUAAUAGAGAUAAUAGCGCUGGUCAUUCAACGAGUGGUAGGGGCGGUUGCGCUCCCGCGCGAUCUCCACCGGACUCUUCGCGGAGUCCCCCAAACUUGAUGGCAGGUCCCUCGGGCGAGGCGACGGGGGGCCUGCUUCACACGCCCACCACGCUCUGCAACAACAAUACUGCGCCUCACCAACUGGGCCUCCAGCAGCAGCAGCAACUUCACCUGCCAACGGGUUCGUCGGGCCAGCCGGUGCAUCAUUCCACGACUUCGCCCACCAUGGCCCCACCGGCGCACAUGAAUUGCCCUUCACCAAUGGAUUCAUCAUCCCAUCCGGUUCAUCACAUGAACUCGCCGCCCGGAUCGGGCCAUCAUCCGGCAAUGACUUCGUCCACGGUGAUGGGGGGUACUACGAUGCCUCCUCAGCCGUACCCAAACGCCUUGCCCCCCCACGUUACAAUUACUACCAACAUCCCGGCGGUCCCACUGGAAUCUACCCAAGCACCUACCACCAUGCAGCUAGUUACUAUUGGUAACGACCGAAACAAGCGGUCAGGUAGCUUGUUGCCCGGUUUUAAUACCAUCACGUCGAAUUUCUCGGAAUUAGAAUUUGUCGUAGAUCAAAGCCAGACACAGACCGUUAACGUGGGGGGGCUAAAUGUAGAGGAGAUCGCUCCUCAAGAGUCCUUUGAAGCUUCAAACUAUGAUCCAUUUUCGCCAACGCGUUACAAGUCGUUGAAUGAUCUAGACAUGACGAUGUUGCAAAUAAAUGGAAGCAAUAUGAUGCAGCAAAAUGAAAGACAAGCAAAGGAGGAUCUGGAUCCAAAUAUCGGCUUGCAGCCAAAGAAAGAGCGUAAAAGCAAAAGUAAUACGAACAAGCAAGAUGUCAUCAUCAUCAAUGCUAAUUGUAUCUCGCAAGACGGCGUCUACAAGUGUCUCGACUGCAAUAAGAAUUUCAACAAGCCCUGCUAUUUGACACAACACAACAAGAGCUUUCAUUCGGGCAUUAGACCGUUUAAAUGCCUCCUGUGCGGCAAACGGUUUUCAAACGAAGAGAGGAACAAAAAGCAUUCGGAAAUGCACGCGUUAGCCAGAAAACACAAAUGCGACACGUGCCCAAAGAUAUUCGCUCAUAAAACUGAUCUUAAACGGCACACCUGUAUCCACACUGGUACAAGACCGUUUAAAUGUGAUACUUGCGGCAAAGGAUUCAUCAGACACGACCAUAUGAGGAAACAUAAGGAAACACAUAACAAAAAAACGCGGGUAAACAACCAACGGCAAUCUGCUCAGCGGAUCGAACGAGCCAGUAAUCCACGAUUCAAUGCUCAACGAGGCAACGCUCAACGGCCCAACAACGUUCAACGGUUGCAAUUCAAUAACAACUGCAUGAAGUUAUAA
Trachymyrmex cornetzi is the source of this 3001-nucleotide messenger RNA. RefSeq lists its product as uncharacterized. Gene Ontology annotation, biological process: regulation of transcription by RNA polymerase II. Gene Ontology annotation, molecular function: DNA-binding transcription factor activity, RNA polymerase II-specific; RNA polymerase II transcription regulatory region sequence-specific DNA binding. NCBI's taxonomy places the organism in Eukaryota, Metazoa, Arthropoda, Insecta, Hymenoptera, Formicidae. Gene Ontology annotation, cellular component: nucleus. The transcript is spliced from 3 exons. The coding region runs from base 146 to 3001 and encodes 951 amino acids. The record is from RefSeq and is a predicted model, not a curated record.